CCUUUCCCCCUCCCCCUUCUCCAGGUUGCGGGUCAGCGCGAGCCACUGCAGCAGCAGCAGUUAAAACCGUCGGGAACCGCCACGAGCCGCUCCGGCCUUGCACCAAAUAACAGCCGAGCGCGCGAGUCCCGGGCUGCGGUAGAGCCGCGAGGGGGGAGGCAGGCAGGAAGGAAACAGUCGUGCGCUUGCGGUGGUGGCAGCAGAAGCAGCAACAGCAGCAGCGAGGGGAGAAGACGAAGAGGCGGCUUGGCACUCGGCUGUGGAUUUAGCUGCGGGCAAGCCCUCAACACCCUCCCGCCACCAUGGGAAACGAAGCAAGCUACCCACUGGAAAUGUGUUCGCACUUUGAUGCAGAUGAGAUUAAACGAUUGGGGAAGAGAUUUAAGAAGCUUGAUUUAGAUAACUCUGGUUCUUUAAGUGUGGAAGAAUUUAUGUCUUUGCCUGAGUUACAACAGAAUCCCUUGGUACAACGAGUAAUAGAUAUAUUUGAUACUGAUGGAAAUGGAGAAGUAGACUUCAAAGAAUUUAUAGAAGGAGUCUCCCAGUUCAGUGUCAAAGGUGACAAGGAGCAGAAGUUGAGGUUUGCCUUUCGCAUCUAUGACAUGGACAAAGAUGGUUAUAUUUCCAAUGGGGAGCUUUUCCAGGUUUUGAAAAUGAUGGUUGGGAACAAUCUCAAAGAUACCCAGUUGCAGCAAAUUGUAGACAAAACCAUAAUAAAUGCAGAUAAAGAUGGUGAUGGAAGAAUAUCCUUUGAAGAGUUCUGUGCUGUUGUAGGAGGCCUAGAUAUUCACAAAAAGAUGGUGGUAGAUGUGUGACUCUUUAUGAUACUACCCAACACUUUUGCUUUCUUCUCCAUCUCUGAAGAUCUGCUCAAGACGUCCAGCAAUGCUCUCUGUGUAUUUAAAUGGAAGUAUUUUUCUCUGUGAAACCACAUUUUCCAACAUGAGCCUCAUGAAGCCAACUAAGUGUUGUUGAACUUUCAUUCUCUCAAUAACGCAAGUGUAGCACUUUAAAAGUCUGAAGGACAGCAAAAUGGAAAGAGCAUAUCAGUGUGGUGGAGAAAGGGAAGGGGGUUGGCUUUUUAAUUUAUUUUUCUCAACUUUUAUAACAAGAAAAUAUCUAUCUAUAUAUAUGUGUGUGUGUAUUUAUAUAUAGAUAUAUAUAUGUUGUGCUUUCUAUUUAGUAGUUAGGCAAGCUUUAAUUUAAUAUACUUGAUUUAGGCAUAAAAUUAGAGUACAAAAGUGCCAAGCAGAUUAUUAUAUAGUACAACACAUAUAAAUAUACAUCUUUACUUUUAUGUCACACAGAUAUACACGUACAGGCAGAUAUACUUUAGAAGAAUAUAAUGUUUUAAUGGAUGUUAGGUCAACUUUUUCCUGUGACUGUUUCAGAUGUUUAUAUAUUGACUGGCUGAAAUAGCAUCAUUUCCUGUUAAUUUAUCUUAAUUACAUUUUUGUAUGACAGGAAUAUAGAUUAGUUUGUGUAUAUAUGUACACUAUUUAAUAGUAUGUGCAUGUAUGUGUACGUACACAUACUAUUUAUGGGUAUUAAAAUAGUGAGGCAUGUUAUAAAAAUUUAAUUGCCAAGAACUAGGUUGUAUAUGCAAAAAUAUGCUUAUGAUCAUUUCAUUUUUUCACUUAACACAACUACAUAAAAUAAACUUAGUAAACAUUGGCUCUUGCCAUUUAGAUAAAACAGUUGUAAACAUACUUGUUUUUCAGUACUAAUCUUAAUACAAAAGAAUUUAGGAAUCAUUUCCUAGGAUACCUCGUGCAGUGAGAUUACAAACCUCUCAUGCCAUUAAAAUAUUUUCCAACUAUAUAGUUUCUCUAAAGCAUUUAAUAUACUAAUUUAAGUUGCAUAAAACCUGGUAAUAUUUUAUAUAUGUGUAUAUAGGUUUAUUACAGGAGAAACAUUAACCUCUGCCAUAGGAAAAGGGGUAAGGUUCACAUUUUCUUUUUUUUUUUAACCUGAUCUUCAGUUGGAGAGUUCUUUUUUCUAAAUUUGUUUUUAUCAUGACUUGUAUUGACAGUAACUUUAUGUAUGUGUGAUAUAAAAGUAGCAAGGCAUGUUAUACAACUUUAUAUCAUUCUUUUUCUGCAAUGGUACUAUUGGCUAGAAGAAAUUUGUUAGAUUUUUAGGAUAGCACGCCCUUUUCUCUAGCAAUUUUUGCUAUUUAAAAUGUUUUAUAAUCCGCAGUGGAAAGGCAGGUUGUUCCAAACUUAAAAUCGAUUGCCUCCCAGCCAGCCAUAGCUGUUCCUUCGAUUGAGUGCUGCACAUUAUGGGCUCUGUGAGAAAUCCAGGUGCUUGGUGUCCUUGCAUGACAUGAAGUUUUGCAUGUAGAUCGAUUUGAAAUGUUCCGCUUGUUUACAUGAUUUGCAUAAUUUAAAAAAGAUGUUGCCAAACUUUUGGUAAAUGUUAAAACAGAAAAAUCUCCACUACAUGUAUCUUUCUUCCUUUGGAUCAGUAUGUGGAUUAUAAUCCCAGCCAGUGGUUGUAUUUGUUCCAUUGUCAACUGCCAUGUGCUCUGCUUCAGGGGGAACUAGUCUUUUGUGAAUUUUUUUGUACAUAAAUAUUUGUUACAAAUAUUUUAGCAAUUGCUUUUUAUUUCUUAAUUGCUUGGGCAUAUCCUUCCUGGCAUAAUAGAAAAUAGUGCUAAUGUUACUUUCGUACUGGGGGAAUGAGCUUUUUUAGGUUGUGCGCAAAAAAAAAAAGGGUUAUGUUGAAUGUUUAGAUUUUUCCUCUGCAUGCUAAUACCAUACAUUGUUGGAACUAUAGGAACCUUCAUAAUGUAUGAAUAAAAAUAAACUAUUUGAACUUUA
Notechis scutatus (mainland tiger snake) is the source of this 2822-nucleotide messenger RNA. The record is from RefSeq and is a predicted model, not a curated record. Lineage: Eukaryota; Metazoa; Chordata; Lepidosauria; Squamata; Elapidae.